UAUGUGACUUUUUCAACAAAACACAAAAUUAUACAAUAACUUAUUGUGAAAAAUGAAAAGAUAAAAUCGCGUAACUAGCGAUUAUUUUAUCAGAAUUUUCGAAAUUAAAACUAUAAAAGCUAAACGUAAUUCUCAUCAAUCAUUCAAUACAAGGAUAUUAUCAAAAUGUCUCCAACAACAUAUAUCUGUGUUUUCUCUAUUUUAGUCCAGACAAUAUAUGGCCAGUGUAUUAAUGUGCAUAAUGGAAUAUACGACAACUUCUCUGCCAAUAACGCGGCCUUAACUGGCAUUCCUAGCAACGCUUAUGCCAGUGAAUUAAUCCUGCCGAGUGGCAUUGCCAAUGGAGGUGGUUUGUUCGUCAAAAGCUCAUCACCGAUAACUCCGAGCGGUGUAACUGUUCAGUCAGAUAAUUUGCUGUUCGAAGGUCCAUUGGCUGUGAGUGGCCAGUUACCAUUUUUAGGUGUGGUGGCAUUAGAGGGACCGCUUCAAGCUGCCGGAUCUGGAGCGGUGGCAUAUGGCUGUGGAAAUGGCAACGUUGGCAUCACAAACGAAGAUUUAACACCAACAAGUAAUGCCAUCGGAGUUGGCAUUGACCUAACUGGCCUUGGUUUACCGAUUCAUUAAUUAAUAACUGUUUUAAUAUUCAAUUUAUUUAAGGAUGUUAAAGUUUUUCUUUUAUUUAAUAUCAUUUGUAUACAA
Molecule: messenger RNA, 699 nt
Organism: Danaus plexippus (monarch butterfly)
Lineage: Eukaryota; Metazoa; Arthropoda; Insecta; Lepidoptera; Nymphalidae
Product: chorion class CB protein M5H4-like
Exons: 2
Coding region: 166-624 (152 amino acids)
Biological process (GO): multicellular organism development; chorion-containing eggshell formation
Cellular component (GO): egg chorion
Molecular function (GO): structural constituent of egg chorion
Source: RefSeq, a predicted model, not a curated record